Molecule: messenger RNA, 4113 nt
Organism: Xiphophorus couchianus (Monterrey platyfish)
Lineage: Eukaryota; Metazoa; Chordata; Actinopteri; Cyprinodontiformes; Poeciliidae
Product: Golgi reassembly-stacking protein 1-like
Exons: 9
Coding region: 127-1509 (460 amino acids)
Biological process (GO): Golgi organization
Cellular component (GO): Golgi apparatus
Molecular function (GO): protein binding
Source: RefSeq, a predicted model, not a curated record
CACUCGAUAGCAGCGACGCUCGAUUGUUUUGGGCUGCUAAAAAAAAUGGUUGCGAAGUGUCAACCUUAGCAAUUCUCUGUCAUUUUUUUAAAAUAACACUAAUAAAAUUAAUAAUUCCUUUCUGCAAUGGGAUUAUCGCAGAGCUCAGAGGCCCCCGAGGGAGGGACGUACGGAUACCAUGUCCACGGCAUUCAGCCUAAUUCUCCUGCAGAAAGGGCGGGACUGCAGCCCUUCUUUGACUUCAUUCUGUCUCUGGACAACAAGAGACUCAGUGAGGAAAACGAGCAGCUGAAGGAGCUCCUGAAAGCCAACAUGGAGAGAGCUGUGAGGAUGGAGGUGUACAGCACCAAAACCGCCGGGGUGCGAGAGCUGGAGGUGGUGCCCAGUAACAUGUGGGGGGGACACGGCCUGCUGGGCGCCAGCGUUCGCUUCUGCAGCUACCAAGGAGCCAGUGAGAACGUCUGGCACGUACUGGACGUAGAAGCCGGUUCACCAGCGGCACUGGCAGGUCUUCAGUCGUACAGCGACUACAUUGUCGGGGCAGAUCAGGUGUUGCAAGACUCGGAGGAUUUCUUCUCGCUGAUUGAAGCCCAUGAAGGGAAACCCUUAAAGCUGCUGGUGUACAACACACGAACAGACAACUGCAGAGACGUGAUGGUCACACCCAGUGGAGCGUGGGGAGGAGAGGGCAGCUUGGGUUGUGGCAUCGGUUAUGGCUACCUGCACCGCAUUCCUGCAACUCCAGAAAUGUCGACAGACAAGCCACCCAUCCCAGUUGCAGAAGAGAAAUCCUCUCCACAGGAGCCAACACAUGGGUACACAGAGGCGCCUCUUAUGGCCCCUUCAACCCCCAGUGAAGAUUUGUUAGACGUGGAGCAGAUCACCCUCCUAGACUCUGUCGUACCUCCACCAGAUCAGACAGUGAUGGACUCUGGUUUAUCCGAUUCCGAUGUGGCAGUGAUGAGCCCUGACCCUGCAGAUCUUUUGGACAGGCUGGACGUGUCCACGUCUUCCAUCGACAUGACCAACACUUCCCUGGCGAUGCACGAGGAAAAGGAGGGUGACAUAUCUGGUGUUGAGGAGCUGGAGGACAGUGCUCUGCCCUCAUCAUCUGCAGAGAACCAGAGUGAACUACAAGAGCAUGUCUCCCAUGCAGCUGUGGAGCUCACCGCUUCCCUCGCCGCUCCCGACACUUGGUCUGACUCCGGAGUAGCUCCAGCUGAAACUUCUCCUCCGCGCACCGAGUCCGCAGACCUUCAGAGCUUCGUCGUGGAAUCCAGCGGCACCCUGAGUCCGCCUCUGGGCGUGCUGUCCCUUCCCGAGGAGACGUUUCAGCCUUUCACUGAAGAGCCUCCGUGCCCAUCUCCAGUAGACCUGAUCGCGACCGCGGCUGCUAAUGGGGCGGACUUUCAAGUCUUAGGCGAUGCGCAAGCGUCGGUAUGUGAGUCAGCAAAGCCUGUAGAUUAUCAGGACGGUGGGGAAGAACCUGAAAAAACACAUUUUGAUUAAGUUUUCCUUCGGUCAUAUAGAGGCAACGCUAAUGCAUUGUGGCGUAGACAAUCAAUAUUUACCUUUCUUUUAUCCAUUUCUAUAAAGGAAGCCCUACAUUGCUGUGGAAAAGCAUUUCAACUAGGGCUGGGCAUUAAAUUCGUUUUUCUUUUUUUUUUUUUUUUUUUUAGAAAAUAAGUUGGGCCACAAGAUGGUGGCCAAGUUAGCUUCUACUUAUUUGGACUUUGAUUUCAACUCUUCGACGGAAUAUAAGCGCCAGGCUAAGAUUUUUUUUUAAGCUACAAAAAUAUGGUCAUAAAAUUACAAGAAUUUAGUCGUGCAAUGAUAAGUGUUUAAUAAAUAAGUCAUCGUUUUAAUAGUUUUACAAUGUUUUUUUUCUGGAAAUAUUAUGACUAUGAUGUUGUAGCCUGGCCCUAAUAAAAAUCCUAGAAGCCCCUUUUUAAAGAUGUUUUUUUUGUCAUUUGUAAUUCCUUUUUUAGAAAAGAAAAUGAGAAAAAAAUAGAUUGAAAUCAGAUUCCGUGUGAAAAACUGAUUUUGUUAUCAAGCUAAAUUGCCCAGCCCUACUUUUUGUAUUUCAUCAGCUUAUCUGGAAAACAGAAAAAUACUUUUCCUACAAUGCCUGUAGGAAGUAAGACUGACAAAGUUAUUCCAAAUUGUUGCACUACAGGAACAAGCUGAGACUUUAACAUGAGAGAAGGGCGAUAAGUACAAAAUGAAGUUACUGAUUUUUUUUUUUUUUUAGCAUAAAGUUUAUUUACUUUAGUGGAAAAUUAGUGGACACGGGUUUUUGAAACGUUGCUUGCAGCGCACUAAAGAGACGAGUACUUGAAUAGUUCCAAAGACAAACGAAUCGACUACUGCAAAGCACAGCUGCACCUUCACGUCUCCAACACUACGAACUUCUCUGACACUACUAGACUGCUGGCUGGUAAAAUAGGUCCUACUGGCGCACUGUUCCAUCUCUGCUAAUGUUUUUGAACUAGUGUUGUUUACAGAGUGAUUACUCAGCUUUAAACAUUGGACGUGGGACACUUUUAGUCGUGGUCGUUGAUUGGAACUUAAAGGGCUUUUCUUAUAGCAAUGUUUGAGAUGUGAUUUAUUUUCUUUUGUUGUAAUAUUUAGAAAAUGUUUCACACCAGCUCUGAUAAGGUUGGUGUGUUUUUAACAAAGUCUUUAGUUUUAAUUAUUGUAAUUGCUGUUUUUCAGCUGCAUAGCUUUUGGAGAGUUUCAUUCAUGUAUAGCUAGCUGUCUGCCCAUGUUUCUAUUGAAAAGAGAUGCACUGACAAAUUAGUUGGUAACCUGACUAUUAACUCAAAAAUUUGAUAUUUUUUGGAUGAACACGCCAUACCAUAUCACUUGCAGAUUGCAUAAACAACACUCUGCAGUGUGGACGUCGUUACAGAGCGAGGAAGACUUGAGAUUUGGCCUUUUCAGGGUCAGUGGAUUAAAUCAAUGAUUUUGUCUUUAUUUUAAAUUUAAUGACAGCAUUGUGUGACUUCACCCUGCUACUCAUACCAUAAUUGACCAAUCAAAACAAGGAUAUAUUGAAGCCUGUUGAUUAUGGUCCUUAAGUCUGUAUUGUCAGGUCAACGCUUUACAAAACGAUAUGAAAUCAGACCAAAACAAAUCUCUCUGAUCUGUACAUCUCUACUACUGGGCAUCAUUGACACCUGUUACUUAUGUAGUCUAUGCAAAAAAAAAAUUUCAAUUUCUAAUGUAUUUUUGAUGAGAAAAGCUUUUGUAAGUAGAAGUCUGAGAUUAUUGAAGUACUCUUCUAUUUUUUUCCUGUUCUCUUUAUGGGGCUGAAUAUUUUUCGUUAAAGUAGGUGCCAUCAUGUAAGGGUUGAUGUUUUUAGGUACGUUAGUCAGGAAUGAAUGCAUGAUGAAUGUGAAAUGGGUGAGCUGAUUGUUAAACAAUCGAUUUAAAAGAAAGUGUCCCUUGUUUUUAUUCCACACUCAUCAGCUGAUCACAUUACAGCCCAACAAACAUCCACUUGUCAUCCCUAUAGAUCUGUCAUUCCAAUUUAUUUCUUCGAAUGCCUAAAAUAUACAUAUUUCACAAAUUAUUACAAGGAAUAUUGCAGUAGUAUGGCCUAAUUGAGGUACAUUUCCUAUCUUUUUUUUUUCUCUCUCUCCAGGUUUUCUUGUUUUGGCCAAUCAGAGCUUGCUCCAUGUGUUUUUCCUUUAUGGCGUUACAAACACACACACACACACGUCAUGGCAAAAUUAACUCCAGAAGAUUUACAGUGAAAAGAUCUCUGCUCCGAGACCUCCAAGAGAGACGUAGCCGUUAGCGUUUAUUUCACUUUGGUGAGUUUCCCACAGUGGUUGGAUGCUCCUAAUGCUCUUCUAUUGAGAUCCCCCUUCAAGUUAUAGUUACUCUUAGUAAACCUAAAUGACAUGUACACAAAGAACAGUCCUCACUGCCAUCAAAAUCACUGCUCGAGUUAUUAAGAUAUAUACCUUAUACUUGUUUCCAAUUCCUAAAGUGACUUGGAAAACAAACUAACAUUUGUCAGGGUAAACUGCGUUGCUGUGAAUGCAACUCUUAAAAAUCAAGUUAAGUUACUUUCAUGAUGACCAAUCUGCUCUGGCAAUUUAAGAA